AUGUCAAGGUCAGGUUUUAGCGGAGUAGUUCCUCAUCAACUAGGAAACCUCUCAAGGUUACAAUAUCUUGACCUUGGAAAUGACUUAGCUAGUCGUAAUUCGUCAAGAGCGUUUUUCAUGAAUGAUUUGAGAUGGGUGUCUUCUCUAUCGUCGUUAAGGUACUUGGAUUUAACAGCGGUAGCCAUUGGUAAAGAUAUUAAUUGGUUUCAUCCAGUUAACAUGCUCUCUUCGUUGCUUACAUUGAACCUUCAAUACACUUUUAUCAAUCUCCCUUCCAAUGAAUUCAUCAAUUUUACGUCCCUUAAUUCACUUGAUCUCUCUAGGAAUGACAUCAAUUCCACCAUUCCUAUGUGGUUAUCAAACCUUACUGGCCUCAUGCAUCUAGACCUUAAUCGAAACCACUUCCAUGGUAAAAUUCCUGAUUCUGUUAGAAUGCUCAGCGCUCUUGCCUACGUCGACCUCUCAUCCAACUCAUUUGAUAAUUUGACGGCAGAUCUGCUGUGUAAUAUGAGAAACCUCGUUCACCUGGACCUCUCGGAAAAUUUCUUUGAAACCUCGAUGCCAGAUAUGCUAUCUAAUUUGAGCAGCCUCACUCAUCUGGACCUUUCGAGCAACAUGUUUUAUGGUCCUAUACCUGAAAGCUUAGGACUACUCUCGAGUCUAGAAGACCUAUAUCUUUAUUACAACCAAUUGAGUGGGAACAUUCCCAUGAGUCUUGGGCAACUUUCGAAGCUCAGAAAUCUAGUUCUUUCAGGUAACUCAUUGGUCGGGGUUCUUUCGGAAGCCCACUUCACCAAGCUAAAGAAUCUAACUCAACUGGACUUGGACUGGAAUUCGUUAGGGUUUAAUUUCAGCUCUGGGUGGAUUCCUCCAUUCCAACUGCGAAUGUUUUUUGCCCAUUCCUGCAACAUCGGACCACACUUCCCGUAUUGGCUUCAAACACAGAUAAAUCUUCAGGGGUUAGAUAUUUCUAACUCAAGUAUUAGAGAUACGAUACCAGAGUGGUUUGAGAACAUCUUGUCUGGUAUUAUUUUCUUGGAUUUGUCUAAUAACCAGAUCGGUGGCAAACUACCAGAUUUAUCUAAUAACCAGUCAAGCCUCCGGAUGCUCAGGAUGAACUCGAACAAAUUUGAGGGAUCACUAGCUACAUUUCCGUCAAAUUUGUAUGCUUUGGAUCUCUCAGAUAACUUACUUUGGGGAUAUGUUCCUCAAACAGAUGGAACAUUGAACCUGUUAGAAAUCUUCGAAUGA
Messenger RNA from Helianthus annuus (common sunflower), 1251 nucleotides. Its product is annotated as receptor-like protein EIX1. The record is from RefSeq and is a predicted model, not a curated record. Gene Ontology annotation, molecular function: protein binding. Bases 1 to 1251 code for a protein of 416 amino acids. NCBI's taxonomy places the organism in Eukaryota, Viridiplantae, Streptophyta, Magnoliopsida, Asterales, Asteraceae. The transcript has a single exon.